AUGCGGAAUAGCACUAUGUGGAAGACCAGCAUAUGGGAGAUCAUGCAGAAAACCACCAUAUGGAGAUCAUGCAAAAGACCACUAUGGAGAAAACCCCUAUAUGAGAGACCGCCAUAUGGGAGACCAUGUAGAAAACCACCAUAUGAGAGACCAUGGGAAGACCACCAUGGGGAAGACCCUCAUGUGAGAGACCAUGAGGAAGACCCCCAUAUGGGAGACCAUGUGGAACACCUCCAUGCGGAAGAUUGCCAUGUAGAAGACCAUGCGGAAAACCCCCAUGUGGGAGACCAUGCGGAAGACCUCCACGUGGAAGACCACCACAUGGGAGAUCAUGCAGAAGACCACCAUGCGGAAGACCCCCAUGUGGGAGACCAUGCAGAAGACCUCCACGCGGAAAACCACCAUAUGGGAAACCAUGUAGAAGAUCUCCAUGGAGGAGAUCAUAUAGAAGACCACCAUGUGGAAGACCCCCAUGUGGGAGACCAUGCGAAAGACCUCCAUGUGGAAGACCCCCAUGCGGGAGACCAUGCGGAAGACCACCAUGUGGAAGACCCCCAUGUGGGAGACCAUGCGAAAGACCUCAAUGUGGAAGACCCCCAUGCGGGAGACCAUGCGGAAGACCACCAUGUGGAAGACCCCCAUGUGGGAGACCAUGCAAAAGACCACCAUGUGGAAGACCAUGCGGAAGACCAUGCAGAAGACUAA
Molecule: messenger RNA, 705 nt
Organism: Camellia sinensis
Lineage: Eukaryota; Viridiplantae; Streptophyta; Magnoliopsida; Ericales; Theaceae
Source: RefSeq, a predicted model, not a curated record